UAUGUCCACGACAUUGGUUUAACAAGCAACACAAUGGCGAAACUCCUUACAGCCCUGGGCAUUCUCCUCGCUCUCCAUACAGCUUCUACCAGUAAAUUGGUGUGUCACAUGACCAAUUGGGCCCAGUAUAGGCCUGGCCAUGCCAAGUUCACCCCAGACAACAUCGACCCCUUCCUGUGCACACAUGUUAUCUACACGCUUGCCUCCAUCAACAGCUUCAACCAAAUCAACACUAUUGAGUGGAAUGAUGAGCAGCAGUACGCAAGACUCAACAAUCUCAAAAACAUUAAUCCAACACUAAAGACUCUGCUAUCAGUUGGAGGCACAGUCAAUGGAAUCAGCCCCUUCAUCACAAUGGUUGCCAGGCCAGAGACUCGCACUGCCUUCAUAAGUUCGGCGAUCAACUUCCUGCGAACACAUAACUUUGAUGGGCUGAAUUUAGCUUGGGAAUAUCCGGCACACAACGGGAGCCCACAGCAGGACAAGGAGAGGUUCACUUUGCUGGUCAAGGAGCUGGUUGCAGCUUUUGAGAAUGAUGCCAGGGACUCCAAAAAGACACAGCUACUGCUGUCAGCCAAUGUCGCCUCAAUCCGUACCACCGUCGAAAGAGCUUAUGAGGUCAACCUGAUCGCACCAUAUUUUGACUUCAUCAACCUCAUGACCUAUGACUUCCAUGGACACUGGGAGGCAGCUACCGGACACAACAGCCCUCUCUACCCAAGUUCUAUGGACUUAGGAUCACAUGUUCAUCAUAAUAUUAACUCCUCUGUGUCCUAUUGGCUGGAUAUGGGAGCGCCAGCAGAGAAGUUGCUCCUGGGUUUCCCUACAUACGGACGAACCUAUCGCCUUCACACUGGUGCAACUGGCCUGGGAGCACCAUCAAACGGAGCAGCUGACGCCGGGCCAUAUACCCGCACUGCUGGUUUUUGGUCUUUUUAUGAGGUUUGUGACUUCAUCUCCAGUGCUUUUGUUGAAUGGAUUGAUGAACAGAGAGUUCCAUAUGCCACCUUUGGAAGUUCUUGGGUUGGCUAUGAUGACCAGCGCAGCUUUUCAUCCAAGGUUGAGUGGAUGACAGGCUUGAACCUAGGAGGCGCUCAUGUGUGGACUCUUGACAUGGAUGACUUUGUUGGAUCCUUCUGUUCAGCCGGCUCCUAUCCUCUCAUCAACCAUUUGAGGAUGUCAAUGGGCUUUGCACCUAAACCUACCACCACCCCGGCUCCAACUACCACCAGGGACCCCAUUGCGGGUUUCUGUCGUGGCCGCCCUGAUGGCCUGUAUGAGAACCCAGCUGACAGUCACACCUAUUUCCAAUGCUUCAAGGGAAUCACCUACAUGCACCGUUGCCAGUCCGGUCUCAUCUACUGGGACUCCUGCAAGUGCUGUAACUGGCCUUAA
Molecule: messenger RNA, 1395 nt
Organism: Syngnathoides biaculeatus (alligator pipefish)
Lineage: Eukaryota; Metazoa; Chordata; Actinopteri; Syngnathiformes; Syngnathidae
Gene: chia.1
Product: chitinase, acidic.1
Exons: 11
Coding region: 34-1395 (453 amino acids)
Biological process (GO): carbohydrate metabolic process; chitin catabolic process
Cellular component (GO): extracellular region
Molecular function (GO): chitinase activity; chitin binding
Source: RefSeq, a predicted model, not a curated record